AUGGUCCCAAAUGAUGAAAACCAGUACAUGGGAAUUAUCCGUUUGCUUCUACACUUUGGCUGGACAUGGGUGGGUCUUUUUACAGGAGAUGAUGAUAGUGGAAAAUAUUUCUUGCAAAGCAUGGAAGCAUUGUUUUCCCAGUAUCGAAUCUGUUUAGCCUUCGUUCAAGUGUUUCCACGCCAAGGCCGUGUCUUGUCCAGUGAUGAUAUGGGUACAUUUGGAAAUCUCCAUGUAUCUGUUAUGGAUCAGAGGGCCAGAGCAUAUAUCAUCUAUGGAGAUACCAUGAAUCUUAUGUGGUUAAUUAACUAUAAUAUUCUUCUAGUUUCUGAUGAUGCAUAUUUUGGGAAGGUGUGGAUCAUGACAGCUCAGAUGGAAUUUGCAGUAACAGGAGUGACCAGACGGAUGGAUUUUCAAAUGUUCCAGGGUGCCAUAUCCUUCGCAGUUCAUUCCAAGCAACCUCAGGAAUUCCAGAUGUAUCUUCAGAAGAAAAAUCCAUACAAGCCUGAAGGUGAUGGUUUUGUCCAGUUGUUCUGGGAACAGGUUUUUGAAUGUUCAUUUCCAAACUCUGGGGAACCAUUGGAGCAGGAUGAACUAUGUACCGGGAAGGAGAACCUGGCUAAGCCUCCUCAAUCUGUUUUUGACGUGAGAAUGAAUGGCCACAGCUACAGUAUUUACAAUGCUGUCUAUGCGGUAGCCCAUGCUCUUCAUGCAAUGCACUCAUCAAAGACUAAAUACAGAGUAAGAAUGGGGGAGCAAAGAUCUGAGUUUGAAGACAUGCAACCUUGGCAGUUACAUGCAUUCCUUCAAGGGAUAUCAUUUAACAAUUCAGGAGAGAACAUUAAUUUUAAUGGAAAAAGAGAAAUUGUUGCUGGAUUUGAUAUAAUGCAAAUGAUUUUAUUUGCAAAUAACUCCUUCCGCAAAGUCAAAAUUGGAUGGUUGGAACCAAUGGCUUUUGAAAGAGAACAAUUCUUCAUAGAUGAUGAAAUUAUUGAAUGGCCAAGCUCCUUUAAUCAGGUAUGUCCUAUUUCUGUGUGUAGUGAUUCAUGCCCACCGGGGUUUCAGAAACGAAAGAAGGAAGGGCAGAAAUUUUGUUGCUAUGACUGUUCACCUUGUCCAGAAGGAAAGAUCUCCAACAAGACAGACACGGAUGAAUGUAUUAAGUGCCGAGAUGAUCAAUAUCAAAGCCAGAACAAUGACAGCUGUUUCCCCAAAAUAAUAACCUUUCUUUCCUAUGAAGAACCAUUAGGAAUGGGUUUAGUCUUAAUUGUCCUUUGUUUUUCACUGGUCACGGUCUUGGUGUUUAUUACUUUUAUUAAACACAGUGAUACAGCCAUAGUCAAAGCCAAUAACCGAGAACUCACCUAUAUUUUUCUUUCCUCUCUCCUGCUCUGCUUCCUCUGCUCUCUUUUAUUCCUUGGCCAUCCCCACAAAGUCACUUGCCUCAUUCGUCAUGUUGCUUUUGGUAUCAUCUUUACUGUGGCAGUUUCUUGUGUGUUGGCCAAAACCAGCACUGUGGUUCUUGCUUUCAUGGCCACUAAACCAGGAUCCAAUGUGAGGAGGUGGGUGGGAAAAAGGCUGGCCAACACCAUUGUCCUUUCCUGCUCUCUCAUUCAAGCUGGCAUUUGUACUGCAUGGCUGGCCAUUGCUCCUCCAUACCCCAGGUUGGAUAUGAAAUCUCUGCCAAACAAGAUAAUAGCAGAAUGCAAUGAAGGCUCUACCUUUAUGUUUUACUUUGUUUUGGGCUACAUGGGACUUCUGUCCAUUAUCAGUUUCAUAGUGGCUUUCUUAUCUAGAAAUUUACCGGAUGCUUUCAAUGAAGCCAAAUUCAUCACUUUUAGCAUGCUCAUGUUUUGUAGUGUUUGGCUGAUUUUUAUCCCAACGUAUUUGAGUGCCAAAGGCAAAUACAUGGUAGGUGUGGAGAUCUUCUCCAUUUUGGCCUCUGGGGCUGCACUGCUUGCCUGUAUCUUUUUUCCAAAAGUUUAUAUUAUCUGGUUGAGACCUGAACUGAAUAAUAAGGAGGGAUUAAUAAGGACAAAGAAUGAACCAGUGAAAUUUGCAUGCUCUUAUAUAAUGUGUGACACGGAUGAAUGUAUGCAGUGCCAAGAUGAUCAGUAUCGAAGCCAGAGCAAUGACAGCUCUGGCAUUUGUACUGCAUGGCUGGCCAUUGCUCCUCCAUACCCCAGGUUGGAUAUGAAAUCUCUGCCAAACAAGAUAAUAGCAGAAUGCAAUGAAGGCUCUACCUUUAUGUUUUACUUUGUUUUGGGCUACAUGGGACUUCUGUCCAUUAUCAGUUUCAUAGUGGCUUUCUUAUCUAGAAAUUUACCGGAUGCUUUCAAUGAAGCCAAAUUCAUCACUUUUAGCAUGCUCAUGUUUUGUAGUGUUUGGCUGAUUUUUAUCCCAACGUAUUUGAGUGCCAAAGGCAAAUACAUGGUGACAAAGCUGAAAUCAGAUGCAGAAGACUCUUUUCUCCAGGAAAACACAUCUGCAAGGAUGGUGAAAUUCAUGGCACUGUUCCUUUUUCUAUCCCUUGAAGAGUGCCAAAGAGUGACCACAAAGUGCCCUCAAACCCAAUUCUUCACUGUUCCUCAUGACUGGUAUCAGCCAGGGACACUUCUCAUUGGUGGGAUGGCAUCUCAAGUCAUUUAUUUAUUUAAUGAAGUUUCCUUCAAAAAUAUCCCUUCACAAGAUAUUGGCUUUGAUCUUCCAAUGAUGCUGACCAAGUUCUACCAGAAUUCUUUGGCUUUGGCAUUUGCUGUAAAUACAAUCAAUAAGUCGCCAACAAUUUUGCCAAACAUCACAGUGGGAUUCCACAUCUAUGACACCUACUAUGAUCAGAGGAUGACCUAUUACAAUCUUCUCAAUUUGCUCUUUAAAUUAUUUCCUAAUUAUGCAUGUGGACUCCCUAAAAACUUAAUUGCUGUUGUGGGAGGUCUUGCAUCUGACACCUCUUUUCACAUGGCAGAUGUUUUAGGACUCUACAAGAUUCCACAGGUAAAGGCAAAAUUUUUAAUUUUAGCAAAGGGAAAUUGA
Messenger RNA from Crotalus tigris (Tiger rattlesnake), 3030 nucleotides. RefSeq names its product vomeronasal type-2 receptor 26-like. NCBI's taxonomy places the organism in Eukaryota, Metazoa, Chordata, Lepidosauria, Squamata, Viperidae. Bases 1 to 3030 code for a protein of 1009 amino acids. Gene Ontology annotation, molecular function: G protein-coupled receptor activity. Gene Ontology annotation, cellular component: membrane. Gene Ontology annotation, biological process: G protein-coupled receptor signaling pathway. The record is from RefSeq and is a predicted model, not a curated record. The transcript has 9 exons.